This is a messenger RNA of Pristis pectinata (smalltooth sawfish), 8602 nucleotides long. It is a transcript of the gene il12rb2, whose product is annotated as interleukin 12 receptor, beta 2a. Lineage: Eukaryota; Metazoa; Chordata; Chondrichthyes; Rhinopristiformes; Pristidae. Gene Ontology annotation, biological process: cytokine-mediated signaling pathway. The transcript is spliced from 16 exons. Gene Ontology annotation, cellular component: membrane; signaling receptor complex; external side of plasma membrane. The record is from RefSeq and is a predicted model, not a curated record. Gene Ontology annotation, molecular function: cytokine binding; cytokine receptor activity. Bases 387 to 2999 code for a protein of 870 amino acids.
AGACAUCUGAGAGGGCGGGGUGCCGGUGGGUUGGAGUGGUCCCAUGACCUUUCUCAGCUGCCGGAUGUUCAGUGAGCGGAAGGUCCGUGGAGAAGGGUCUGGCGGGAACACUUGGCCAGGAGUUAUUACACUUUGGGCCCUUCAUCAUGGACAGCGUCUGUAAUACUGUCGCUUAUUAAAAGUGUAAGCGGUAUUUGGUGCUUCGUGUUGCUGUCCUUUUGAGCUGCCCAGUCAGCGGGAUUGCAAUUAGGGGACAGGAGAAUGCAGCAGGAGGUGACUGAAUGUUCAGUGGCUGGUCCUUGAACUAAUGGAAGGAAGCAAGCGGUCCGCUGAGGAACAGCGAUAAAAGGAAGAACCUACAACCUCAACUUCUCUUGUGUUAUUUGAUGGAGUUUGUUGGAACAUGUUGGAUAACUAAUCUAAUCAUCAUCUUACUGUGCAAGUCCAAGGGAGCUGAAUCCUGUGCUAAUGGGGAAAUGCGAGUCAGCCCUGCAUCAAUAAUCAGACUUGGAUCCAGCAUUAACAUAUCAUGCAUCUUAAAAGGAUCAUCCUACAAUGAGUGUGCAGCCCAACAGCUUUGUAUCAUUGAAAACAAUACCAAGCGGCUCAUUACAGUACAGACCUCUGCCAAUGCAGUUACUGCACACAUUCCAAAGUUUGAAAACCCCAAGUCCAGUUUUGCAUGUAAACUGCAUUGCAACACUGAAUAUUUGAUCUGUGGAAUUGAUGUUAAAGCUGGCAAUCCUCCAGAUCAGCCCCAAGACCUGAAUUGCAUUCAGAAGGGCAGGAUUGGUGACGUAAUAUGUACCUGGGAAUCAGGACAUGCCACACAUAUCAGCACAAAAACUGAAUUGUGGUUCAGAAAUGAGUCACACAGUUUUGUUGCCUCAGCUGCCUCUGCAGAACCAUCAACUGGAAAAUGCACAAGACACAGAAAGACACCAGACCACCAAGGCCGGGGCUUUGCUUGUGAAUUUGGCCACAGUUUUGAUCCAUUCUCUACUUACACGGCUUGGGUAACUGCCUCAAACCAGCUGGGAAAUCGAUCGUCAGCAGUCAUGAACUUCACCCUGGAUGAUAUUAUGAAACCCAAUCCUCCCAAUAUCAGUAAGAUAGAAUUUAGCAACAGCACGCUCUUCAUUUGUACUAUCUACUGGGAAGAUGGACAGAAUGCAGAGUUGUUUGAAAUUCGGUAUAGGAUUGCAAGCAGCAGUGGCAGAUGGGAGGAGAAACUCGUAGCCAAUUCAACAAAUUGCACGGUGUCUGAUUUGGAGCAUUUUGUGGAAUAUGUGUUCCUGAUUCGUUCUAAGUUUCAUCACACCCGAGGCCUGUGGAGUAAUUGGAGCUCUUCGUUUGUAACCAGGACACCAGAGGCAGCACCCAUUGGACAACUGGAUGCCUGGUACACCAUAGACUCAUCAGAUCCAAACAACCCAAGAGUCACUCUCCUGUGGAAGCCUCUCAAGGUAUUUGAAAUCAGAGGAAGAGUCCUGGGUUAUAAUGUAACCAUUCAGGAAUGUACAAGGAAUAACCCCACCGUUUGGACACAGCAGACUAAGAACACUUGGUACACAGUGGGCAUUCCCAGGACAGGCUGUGUCAUCACUGUGUCUGCCUACAACUCCAAGGGCAGCUCUCCACCAACUGAAUUCCGCCUAUCAUCUCUCAGAGACCUUCCUCCAGCAAGAAACAUCUCCACUAUAUAUACUGAGAAUAACUUGCUCUUAAUUGAGUGGUUGGAACCAGUAAAACCACCAGUGGCAGUCCAAGGAUAUGUGGUUGCGUGGACAGAAGUAAAUGGCAAGCUCAAUCAAAAUAUAAAUUGGAUUAAACUCCCCCCUCAGAACCGUUCAGCAAGAUUAACAGAAAAUAUAAAACCCAAGACGUGCUUUCAGAUCUCCAUCUAUGCAGUUUACAAAAAUGGAGCAGGGGUACCACUUUCAACUCAGAAGUACACCGCCCAAGAAGCAGUUCCACUGUCAGGACCUUCUGUCUUCACCAAACACAACACUGCAGAAAUCUUCUGGAAGAAUAUUCCACAAGACCAGAAAGAGGGCUGCAUUGAAAGCUAUACCAUCUAUAUACGGGAGGAGGAUUCAAAGUUGCCUCCUGCAAUUUAUAAGAGCAUUGAUCCAUCCAGCAGGAAUUACACAAUUCCAGACCUGAAACCGGGAACAGUGUAUAUUGUAUGGAUGACAGCCGUAACUAAAGCUGGAGAAGGGAAGAAUGGAGAACCUCACAGACUUGACUUAAGUCACAAAAGUACAGUCCCGCACUCUGACAGCAAGUCCAUCAUCGUGGUCGUCGUUGCAGUAACAUUUGCUGUUGCAGUCAUUGUUUCUGGGUUUUGUUUAUGGCAGUCGGUGAGAAGCAGGAUUUUGUCCAUUUUAUCAAAACUCGCAUCUCAACUGUAUGUUAAAAACAUUCCUGAUCCAGCUAAUUGUACAUGGGCAAAGGAAUACACUGCAAUCAAGGGCAACUUGGACUUAAGCUGUCCUUACUUCCAAGCUGACACAACUUCAACUUAUGAAGAUCCAGAGACUCUACAAGUAGAGGAAAUGUCAUCUGACCAGGAACUCUGCAGCAGCAUGGAGGCUGCUGCUGAAGAUCAGAUUAACCAGCUAUCCACAUUUCAGAUUCAGCCCAUGGCUAGUCAGCCACACAGUGAGGAUUUGAGCCAAGGUCUUUCACCAGGGAACAGUCAAGAUGAUAUUCUGGAUUACAAAUGCCAACUCCCCUGUUCAUAUGUUGAAAAGCUGUCCUCUGGGGAAAUUAAUCACCAGCUAACAGAUUCAGCAAACUCUGCAGGAGACCAAAGUAUUGGCUACAUCCCUUCCAACUUUAUACAUAUUACAGACAACACUACAGAGACCAGUCAAGAUUUUGUUGACAGCUUUUCAUUUAUGCCUCUUCCAUCCCUGUCCAGAAUGGAAAUCACUUAUGAAGGGAAAUUAACAUUAGAUGUGGUGAGAAUUGACUGUAGUUCAAUUGUAGAAUAAUCGUUAUUUUUCUUAAUCCACACAACUAGUAUUUUGAGAGCACUCCUACCUAUUAAGAGGUAAAGUAUUACAUUCUCACCAAUUGGGCACUUGCUCUUUUUUCACAAAUGACUGAGCAUCCAGCUAAUCAGAUUGCAUGUGCCUUCCACUGGACUGAUUACUGACAACCAUAACUGAUUCCAAGUGAAUAGCAAAUGUCCCACAUCUCAGUUUUAUAGAUUAUGUGAAAGUGGGACAUCUUGGGUGAAUAGUGUAACUACUAGACAGAGACAAUCUGGUAACAUUAUGGAUUAUUUUUCCCUCCUGUGAUGUGAAGUUUGCUCUAGUGCUAUAAGAUGGAUUCUGUCAAUAAUUCUAAUUAAUGGCGGCAGCAGCAGAACCUAAACUUAGAUGUCACUUCUAACAUUGUCUUGUCCAAUCUUCCACAAUUCCAACCUCCAUUAAUGAGUAAUCAUUUAAAACAGUGCAGUUCACUCUAAUUUUAAUUGGGAAUGUUAGCAUACACAGUGAGACAAAGGGGAUAGUGAACAUUACAUUACAAUGCUUCAUUUUCAACUAUUUCUCAAAACAUUUUUAAAUUUAAAAAUAAAAUGUCAAGUAUCAGAGACAAUUAAACAAAAUCCAUGACACCUUUGACAGAACUUUUCUGUCCAGCUUAGCAGGACAAAGGUGGGAGUACCAGCGGUAUCAGCUCUCUGCAUCUGGCCUAAUUAAGUGAUUCUGGGUGAUGGGCCAGGUUCAGCCCUUUGAAGGGGCAUGUUAUAUAAUCACCAAGUGCACUGGUGAUACUAUGCUAUCCAGACUGGGAAGGUGCUAUAUUUGAUACCCAGGUGAUAGUAACAAGUUUCCAAUUAUUCCAAUUAAAGGACCAUGACCUUGCCAACAAUGUGCUUAACACUUAAGUUCAGAUUGUUCUGAUACUCUCAAUAUCAAAUAGCAAUGUUAUGGCUAAAUCCAUUCAGGUGAAUUCCUAAAAGGUGUGUAGUAUUGUCAAUUGUCUAGAAAAGUGGGGGGUGGGGGAAAACAAAAUUAUACAUGUUUGAGGCAAUAUGUAUAAAUGUUUAUGACCAGUUUAUAGUAUUCUUAAGCCAGCAUUUCCCCCUAUUUUGAAAUAAAUCAUGACUGAUUUAAAGCUGCUGGUUUCUAUUACUGAAAACAUUACCACCCCAGAAAUCAAUUGUGUAAAGUGAGGUUUCAGGCUUACAAGGAACAUCUAACUAUUAACCAUGUAUACUAUAACCAUAAUUGAUGGAGCUCAUCUUUGUCCAGGUCUAAGAUACAAUUAAUGAUGAGCAAUUAGACCUUUAGAUGGAAUACAAUAAAAAAAAUGCUAAAUAAGUGGUUGCCUGCUUUUUUUUUAAGCAUUCUAAAGUGAGUGGAACCUCAACAGCAAGAUCCAACACACUGGCACCAAAAAAAUCUUUAAGUCACUGUUUAAAACUUGUGCAUGAAGGAGGGCCAUUGCUGCUGGUAGUCUUUUAGUUGCAUCCUCAAUAUAAGUGCCUUUAAAUCUAUCUGAAGUCUGGAUUCCAAUGCUUUUUUUAAAAACUGUAUUAAACAAUUUGAUCUGAACUUUCUGAAUGCACCAAAACAAUUCAUUACAAAUGCACUUAUCAUGUACAACACAGCUAUUAGGAUUUAAUUAUAUCAUUCAUUUAAAGAGAAUUUUUUCCAUUAUGUUGGAUACAUUAUACUAUCAGCUGUCACUUCCUACCACACAACCCAACAGUGUUAUCUAAUAAGGUAGUCACCAUUGAAACUGGUAAGCAAUCACUUGCAUAAGAAAUGCAAGGAUGGCUUGGUAUUACAGCUAGAAUGCCCUUGAGGGGUAAAACUUCAACUGGUUUUCAAAUAGCUACAAAUGCUGUGAUUUGUAGAUUGCAAGUACUGCUGAAGCCAUUACAAAAAUAAUUCUGCCUUAGUUAUAAAUUACUAGAUUAUGCAUAUGGAACUGCAUAUUAUGUUUACUGAUUGUUUCAGGUUACAUCAGAUAUGUUCUGUUGUAUCAGUUCAAACACAUUGCUAGAACACUUUUGAGUUGACAUUGCUGAUCAUUAAAAAAUUUUUUAAUAUAAACUAACAUUCAACAAUCUUUUGGCAAGUUAAAAGUACAAAAGGCAAACCAUGGUAGAUACUGCUGUUUGCAAUGCACUUCAACUUUUCCCAUCAAUUACAUCGUUCAUUUUUCCCCAUUAUGCAUUGAACACGAUGCAAUAUGAAAACCACAGAAGUUUACAUCUCAGCAGUACAGCAAUUCCAUCCCACUCCAAAAAUUAUUCAAUUAAAUUUGAAAUUGUAAUGUGUAUUUGCCUCCAACACCUUUCAAGCAACAAAUUCAAGACACCAACACUCUUUGGGCAAAACUUCCAAUUGUCUAAUCUUGAUACUUUAAUAGACUCUACAAGGGAAAGCCACCUGAGCAUUUCAGAGGGCAAUUAAGUCAAUUACAUUGCUGGGCCUGGAAUAAAAAUGCUGCAAUACUUUGGUCAGGCAGAAUCUGUGAAAAGCCAUACAGACUUAAUGUUUCAGAUCAAUGACCUUCCAUCAUAUCCAGGAAAAGUGGUGGCAUGGCAAAGCAGCUCAGAAACCCAGAUGAUCCUCUGUAAUUCAAAUAUUUGUUCAAUGACCUGAAGGUUUAUGCCAGGUUCUACUUCCUCCCACAUCUCAAAGAUGUGUUGGUAGAAGUAAUUUAUAACAGACAAAUUAACCUAAACAGAAAAAGAAACCAGAAGGGAUUUUAUGGACAUGUGAGAUAAGUUGCUGGGCUCUAGGUAAAUGAAGGGGAAAAAGGGUGAUGGGAUAUACUAUAGACUCAAAUGGGCCAAAUGGUUUCCUAUGUCAUAAGUCAAUGAAACAAAAGGUUGAAAGAACAAAAAAAAGGAAUUUCCACAAUAGGAGACCAGAAGAGAUUGAGUGACCCAAAUGGUGGUUACAGAUGGUAAAGGCUAGUCUGUUUUCAAAAAAAAAGUACAUAGAUGGAGAACACAAAAUGCCAGAAGUAUGAGAUGCAAGAGUGGAAUGGUUGAUUAUCAGAUUGUUGAAUUCAUUGUCAGGUCCUCAAGGCAGAAGAUGAUGUGAUGUUCCUCUAUUUUACUUCAUUGGAGCACUGCAGGAGCCAAAGACAGAUGGCAGAGUGGAUGUGUGAAUUGAAGUAGCAGGGAUCUAGAAGCUCAGUUGCUUUUGUUCAGUCUGGAAUCAUACUGGUCAGACCUGCCAACAACAAACAGCCUUCUCUAAAAGGUCAUUAGUAAAGCACACUGUUUUGAAUGUUAAUCUAGUAAUUUCAGUCACUUUACAGUUAAUAGUUUUUAGUACAAAUUUUUGUCCACUCUUCUCCCAUAUUCUGUGUUUCUUUUUGUCUCCCAGAUGAUCAGCCAAAACUUCCAAAUUACUAAACCAGUCACAUGCUCUCAAAACCAUAUGCAUAAAAUUCUGAAAAUUAAACCCAAACCAUCACAUGACUGAAGUUCAAACUGAUGUUACUGUUUUUCUUAAAAACACGAUCUGCUCAUUAUUUUGUCCCUCUACCGACAUCAUCCAAAAAUUAGGCUACAAUUCCUCCAAUUAAAACACCAAUUCUGCAAGUGCAUAUUGACUAAAAACUUAAUUUCAAUAAAUCUUAACAUUUCACAUAUGACUGCAUAACUUUUUAUAGCAACCUAAUACUAUUCCCAAUGCCCUGCACCUAUGUUUAUUAAAUUUUCCCUGUAUAUCCUCUUAGCUUUCCAUCUCUUCCAUGUGUUUGUUUGCUACCCACUUAAUGAGGAAACUUAAUCUGGAACCAAAAGGACAAUUGGUGCCUUAAAAAAGUACUGUCCAAGAAAAAGUCAAACUUUAUUUCACUGGAAAUGUCAAUGAUACAGUUCAAUGAAAUUACAAACGCACUCCAUUUGUAUCUCUUUUGCUCUCAUUAUUUGCCACAACUUUUCAUCAACUUUAAUGAUUGUAAGUGACCAACAAUGCAAAGUAUUUCCACACUAAGGAAGCAAUACACAACUGUCAUUGCACACAAUGGAACUAAAAGAUUCAGAAAAGUAAUUUCAAAACUGAAGAUUAACUUGUGACCUGUUAACAGAGUUUGAUUUAUUUUAUUGCUGACUGAAGUGUCAGAGAUGUCACUCCAAUGAAAAUAAAUAUCAUAGACUCCACAUUCCUUUGCACUGCUCUCGAAAUUCAGCUUUUGUGCCACAAGGCAGAGUAACCCCAAGUCAGUUUUAAUUGGUACAGAAUGCACUUGGUGGUCAAGUUUGAUAACAAAAUGUUUUUUUUAAAAAAAGGCAUUUUUGGAUGCCUGUAUUUUAUUCCCUUUUUCUUCACCUACCUCACCUUGUUGCAUUCUUCCAGGACCGAAACCUCCUGCAAUUGAGAUACAAGUCCAAAUCUUGCCUCUAAUUUUCUCUCCUUCCUGUUAGAAGUCUACAUUCUUCACCAAAAUUUCAGUUUAACUAUAUGCUAUCACCAGGAACUGGUGUAUUUUGAAUAAUUUACUAAGAUUGUAUUUAUAACUAUUUAGGACAUAGUAAUCUAGCAAUUAUUAUACUUGAUUUGUAAAUGCUGGUUUAAAUCCUACUAUUAGUCAUGAAAAUUAAUUUGGCAAUUUGUAGGCCAGCAACAGAAAGUGUCACACAAGCUGGUUUGUUGCAAAAGCCCAAUUUGCUCAAUAUUGUCCUUCAGGGACUAAUCAGGUACAAUGGGUUGCAUUUGUGCCAAGAUUCUAUGAUGCCAAACGAAAUAGUCAUGCCCACCUGGUCUUACCUAUACAAAGCCCCAAUUCCCCUUUUCAUGUUGAUUAUUUAUAUCCUAAAGACCAACAAGGGCAUGUAAAAUAUACUGGAUUGCCAGUACAAGUACUCCCAAAAAAUAUUAAAAUUUACCUAGGCAAAUCUAAAUUUGUUUCUAGGAAUUUCCAACAUUAGCAUCAUUCUCACUUGUGGAAUGAGGAAGGAACACUAAUAUUGAUAUCCAUUUGUUAGAUCACUCUGCAAUGUAGGGAGCAAUAAAAUUUUGUAAUAAAACAAAUUGCUUAUUUUAUGCUUAACUUGCAUAAAUAUGAAAAAAAGCAAGACCAGUUAUAAUACAUUACCAAUUGUUAGAUCAAGUAACUAAAUAGAUAGAUCAAACCCUAGAGUGUAAAUAAUAUCAUUUAAGAAAAUCAGCUUUCCUUAGCAAGGAUUGCUUUCCAGUAAGCACUGAUAUAACAUGUCAAGUCUUUUCAUUGUGUAGCGAUGGAGAAUAUACACAUCUUAAGUACAAUUACCAUGCUUUUCUUCACUGUGUAAACAAAACAGCUUUAAAAUAUCAACCAGGAAUAAAAAAAGGAGUGUUCAUAACAAAUACAUUGCAUGCACUGACAUAAUUCAACACAUCUAAAACAGAUUUCUGUACAGGUGCUUUGCAACCACUUCCAAAUUAAAGUUGGAGAGAGAAAUAUUGACAUGGCAAAAGCCAGUAGAUGGGGGCUUAAUAUGGGGAAGUGCAAGGUCAUCCACUUUGGACCCAAGAUACAUAACAUUCUCUAAAUGUGAAAGGAAUGGAGCAGUUAUUGAGCUCCACAUAUUCAGAAUUCACCAAUUUUUAGUGGGUAUAUACAAAUAUUUAAAAGG